AUGAGUGGUUUCGAUCUACGAUCCAGUCAAUCGUCCUAUGGCGAUCCAAGGCAUUUUUCCGGCGCCUCCUUUGGCGCUCCACAACCUCCCCCAACGAAGGGUCUCAUGGACGGAUACCAUGGCGCUCCCAACCUGAAAAAUGUGGAAACUCCGCGCUAUAAUCCAUUGAACACGACGCAUCCAAGAAGUUCGGCUUUACUCAACGGCAAUGAUCCCGUGACGAUGUAUUUAUUGACCGAAACCGCUAUGGGUGACAGUGUUCAUUAUGAGGUCCUGUCUCUGGAGGAGGUUGAAGGCCUGAAGAAAGAGUCUAAGUUCCUUUCGGGUCGCUUGGAGGCUGCCAAACGGAAACUAGCUUUGGAGACGAAACUUCGUGAUGCAGCCAUGUCUCUCAGCCGGCUAUAUAAUUCAAAGAGCUCCAGAUCGAGUGAGGAAUAUGAUGUGGGGGUUCUCCCGAAUCCAAUCGGAGUCACAGGAGCAUGUUCGGUCGCAAUGGCGCUUCAAGAAGUCUGGAACCUGGAGAGCAGAGUUCAGUUGAUUCAAAAACGAUUACUGGAGCAUACUGCCGGCGUCCUACAGAUGACACAUAAAGGGUUAAAGAAAUAUCCGAAGAACAACGUGCCCAAUACCCCUGAGAGCCUCUCCAGCCAUAACCCCCGUGGUAGCAUCGAUGACUUCGACGAUAGGAGCUUAUACAAAACGUCAGAUCAUCUAAACGAACUCAGCGGGCAUGGGCCUCAAGUGCCAGGUCCUCUGGCUCAUUUGAGUCAACCCACAGUCGGCCUCGAUACGAUUCAAAAUACCGAGAAAAAACUGGCGAUAUUAAGUGGGCAGAUGCAUGACAUGAUUCUACAGUCCAAUCCCAGCAGUGACUUCGCCCCGGUUCCACAACUCUCGGCAGAGGGUUCCAUGCUCAACCCUACUGAUACUAUUGAGGCUUACAUGGCAUACAUUGAAAACGGGCUCGGCGCACUCGCGAUUCACUCUAAUAGCACCGCCACUACUAGAAGUAUGGACAACGGGGGCGAUCAACAGCUAGCAGAGGUCAACUCUCGACUAUACCAGAUCGUGAACGAGUCGGGCUUGCCGCGCUCGCGGACCCUUCCACCACCACCUGCUAUAUCUAAUGGAAGUCAUGAGGAGCACCUUUCAUACCUGAACGAGGGGAUCGACGGUCUCCAUGAGCGCUUGGGAGGGCUGCUCGAGCAGAAGGGCAUCCUUACUACUCAAAUUCAACAACAGCGGGAGCUCAACUCCAAAUCUGACGCGGAACGCGAUGCGCAUAUUGCCGACCUGGUCGAACAGUUGUCUCGUGUGCGUAAGGAGCUUGACUUGGCUGAGCGAGAAGGGGAACAGUCCAAAGGUGUACUGGAACACACGAUGGAGCAACUAGAGGCUGCACGCCGGGAAUUGUCAGAUCACCAACACCGGGCCAUCCCAGAAGAUAAUUCGGAGGCCAUCGCAUCUGAAAAAGAAGCCCGCACACGUGCAGAUGCCGAGGUGUCUCGUCUGCAAACCGUCGUAAAAGAGCUUCAACACGAGAAAGAUGCCCUUGCCGAAGCUCAUGAGGCACGCCUUCGCGCUGAAACUGAGAUUACCCAGUUGCAAACGGUCGUGCACGAACACCAGCGGGAGAAAGAUGCACACAACGAAACCCAGGAGGCGCAUCGUCAUGCGGAAAGUGAAAUUGCUCGUUUGAAGAACGUUGUGCAAGAGCUCCAGCAUGAAAAAGAUGAUUAUGCAGAAGCCCACGAAGCGCGUCUUCCGCGAGAAAGAUGCUCACGCUGA
Molecule: messenger RNA, 1788 nt
Organism: Aspergillus bombycis
Lineage: Eukaryota; Fungi; Ascomycota; Eurotiomycetes; Eurotiales; Aspergillaceae
Product: involucrin repeat protein
Exons: 4
Coding region: 1-1788 (595 amino acids)
Source: RefSeq, a predicted model, not a curated record